Molecule: messenger RNA, 1941 nt
Organism: Lichtheimia ornata
Lineage: Eukaryota; Fungi; Mucoromycota; Mucoromycetes; Mucorales; Lichtheimiaceae
Exons: 4
Coding region: 1-1941 (646 amino acids)
Biological process (GO): amino acid transmembrane transport
Molecular function (GO): amino acid transmembrane transporter activity
Source: RefSeq, a predicted model, not a curated record
AUGCAGACACCAACAAGCACUAUACCAGACUCGAUUCCAGAUGAAGCCAUCGCUACUCUUGUAGAGCCUCACUUGGUGACCGAUUCCUCCUCCCAUGACAACGAUUCCAUACGCCAUGGCGAAGAUCCCGAUCAAGAUACUCAAGCUGACCGAGGAGAAGAAUUGAUACCCAUUCCUUAUCAUUUGCCUGGAACUGCAAUCACCCAUGAUAUCUACAGCCAUGCCAACACCCUCCGUGCAGGACAAUUACAACGUAGCAAAUCCAGCAAUGACUUGCUUGUCAAAGCAGGCAAGAUUAUACACAAGGACAGUGAUGAUUCCGAUCCUGUGUUGGAGAAUCUCAAUAAGCCUGGAGGCUUUCGACGCUAUCAUUUCAUUACACAACAACAACAACAACAACAACUUCAAUCACACAAUGCAAGCCCUUCGGACCAAGAAUUGGGAAGGUCUUAUUCACCCCAUCCACCCAACAGCAUUUCUCUUUUUCGACCCCAGACAGCUUCUUCGUGCGACUCUUACACAAUGCUAGAAUCAGUGGCUCGUUCAAGUACCAUUGGCUCAAUGCGUGGUGUUCAAACUCGUCAUUUUCUCGAAUACUUGGCUGUCACUUCUGUCAUGGAUCGAUUUGCUGGUGAAAAUCUAUCCGACUCUGAUGAUGAAGAUGAAGAAUCAGCUCCCCUUUUACAAUCCUAUAAUCGAAGUCGAAGGCGUGGAAGUCCAAGACGUGUCACUGAAGAAGGUGCUCCCAAACACAAGGCUAGCAGCCUCAAGACCGGUUUCCUCCUCUUCAAGGCAUUCAUUAGCAGUGGUAUUCUUUUCCUUCCAAAGGCAUUCUCCAAUGGUGGUCUCUUCUUUUCCAUUUGUAUCCUAUACCUCAUGGGCUUUGUCUCGUUGUUUUGCUUUUUACGACUUUUGGAGUGCAAGAACUAUGUCGCUGGCAGUUAUGGUGAUAUUGGUGGUGCCAUGUAUGGUCCUUGGAUGAGGAGAAUUGUUCUAUUCUCAAUUGCUAUCUCACAGCUUGGCUUUAUGUGUGGUGGCACCAUUUUCAUUGUGGAGAACAUUGUUCAAGCUGUUCGAUCCUUAUCCCAUCAUGCUAUCCAAUUGACAAGCACACAAACACUGAUCAUGGUGGCACUACUAUUGAUGCCCUUUGUCUUGAUUCGUAACAUUGCCAAGCUCUCCUCGACGGCCUUGUUUGCUGAUGUCCUUAUUGUGAUGGGUCUGCUGAUAUUGUUGGCAUGUGAUGUGCACCAGAUUUUUUUCUCAAACGAUACUCCACAACCUGGUCCCAAUGUUCAAUGGCUUUUCAACCCAAGUGCUUAUCCUGUCUUCAUCGGAACAGCUGUUUACUCAUUUGAAGGAAUUGGUCUUAUUAUACCCAUCCGUGACGCCAUGGAGCGCCCUGAAAAGUUCCCCCUUGUCUUGACAAUCGUCAUGGGAAUCGUUGCCACUGUGCUUUGUUUAGUUGGAUCCUUGGGUUAUGUUGCUUUUGGUACUGAUGUCAAAACCGUGGCUCUUUUGAAUUUACCUGAUGGAUUGCUUGGAAACACUGUACAGCUGUUUUACGCCUUGGCCGUGCACUUGACAAACGCACUUACAUUGUUCCCCACCGUUCGUAUUGUGGAGCACGCAUUAUUUGGUGAACGCACGGGAAAGCACAAUGCUACUAUCAAAUGGCAAAAAAAUGCAUUAAGAUGCGCUAUCGUCAUUGUAGGUGCUGUCAUCGCAUGGGCUGGUGCCAACGACUUGGAUAAAUUUAUCAGUCUUAUCGGAUCCAUUUGCUGCUGUCCAUUGAGCUUAAUUUUCCCACCCUUGUUCCAUAUGGGAUUGGAUGGCACCAAAGGCUGGCAACGUUUAGUGGAUCAGGUACUCAUUACUUUUGGAACGGGCAUUAUGCUAUUCACUCUUUGGAAUACGGCAAGCAAGUGGGGAUCGCAGUAA